Messenger RNA from Oxyura jamaicensis (ruddy duck), 1946 nucleotides. It is a transcript of the gene ABI3, whose product is annotated as ABI family member 3. NCBI's taxonomy places the organism in Eukaryota, Metazoa, Chordata, Aves, Anseriformes, Anatidae. The transcript is spliced from 8 exons. Gene Ontology annotation, molecular function: SH3 domain binding. Gene Ontology annotation, biological process: regulation of cell migration. Bases 121 to 1329 code for a protein of 402 amino acids. Gene Ontology annotation, cellular component: lamellipodium. The record is from RefSeq and is a predicted model, not a curated record.
UGGGGAAAUGCUCUCUUCCUCUCCUGGUGUUCCCCCGCCUCUCCUUGGCUCUCCUUGGGCCAAUGCCUGAAGGCAGCUGGAGAGGUCAUAUGCCUGUGGGGCAUCCCUGAGGGGGAUGGGAUGUUGAGGGACCCGCAGGCCCUGCGUCAGCACCGCUGCAAGCUUCAAAACCCGGCGCCGAGGCGGUUGGAGAGGAAGUGGGUGCUUGAGCCCAGCACCAUGUCGAAGCUGCAGCAGCUGCAGCAGUGUGACAUCCCAGCAGCCAGGCAGGUCCUGCGUGACAACUACUGCAAUCUCCAUCGGGUCGCUGACUACUGCGAGACCAACUAUGUGCAGACGAGUGAUAAGCAGAAGGCACUGGAAGAGACAAUGGCAUUUAGCACUCAAUCCCUGGCCAGCGUAGCAUACCAGGUCAGCAGCCUGGCCAACACUUUCCUCCAGCUGCUAGACCUGCAGGAGGCCGAGCUGUGGAAGGUGGAAGCCAACAUCAGCUGUGUGUCUCAGAGGAUUGACAUGCACAAGGAGAAAGUUUCUCGACGGGAGAUUGGGUCAUUGACCAUCAGCAAGAGGUUUCCAGCCCACCAGAAGAUCAUGUCACCUCCUGGCCCACCCUGCCUGGAGCCCUACUGCAGGAAACCCCUCAAUUUUAGCAUCCUGGAUGACAUUGGUCAUGGCAUAAAGGACCACAGCACCCAGCUCUCCCGCACAGGCACCCUGGCUCGGAAAGGGAUUAAGUCAGCCACACAGUCUGCAGGCACGCUGGGGAGGAGCUCCCGUGUCACUGAGCCCAUACAGCCACCUGUGGUUCCUCCGGGAAAGCUCUCCACAGCCUCGUCCACCUCCUCUCUGACAUCGGUCAGCUCGACUGGAGCCCUGGGAGACAGUGGUGAAGGCAUCCCUGCAGCACCAGCACUCCUGUCCCUCCCAGGGCCACCUCCCCUGGUUGCAGCCACUGUCCUGCCACCCGCACCUCUUCCCACAGACCUACCCCCCCCACCACUGGGGGACCUGGCCUUGCCCCCACUGGACAUCAUCCCCCCAGUUUCUGAUGACCUCGAGCCACCACUGCUGCCACCACUGGCUUUGCCUGACUUUGAGGAUUUCACCCCACUACUGCCACCAGAUGUGGAGGAGCCCGCCUGGGUCCCAGCGAGCUACCUGGAGAAAGUGGUGACCCUCUAUCCCUAUGCCCAGCAGAAGGACAAUGAGCUCUCCUUCCAGCCUGGGGCCCUCAUCUAUGUCACACGGAGGUACUCGGAUGGAUGGUGUGAGGGCAUCAUGGGCGAGGAAGUAGGUUUCUUCCCUGGCAAUUAUGUGGAGCCCUUCUGAGUGCCAGGGGUAGUCACCCUCUGCACCCCCAACCCCAGAUCACCCACCCAGCUCAGCUGCAUCCACUCAUGCUCGGGCUCCAGGAGGUGGGGAGGGCUCUGCUAUGCCAUUGAAUUUUGGCUUUGCACAGAUGGUGUUCUGCACAGCUCAAAGGUUUUGCUGCAGUAUGGCAAGGGCAGCCAUGCUGGGGCUCCAUCUCAGAUGCUGCUACCCUCACUGCUGCACCCUGGCAGCCUCCAGCACCAAGCGCAUCCCCACUACCUGCUCUCUGCACCUCUCUCACCCAUGUUUUCUUUUUUAAUUACACCAGAAAUCACUGCUGAUAAUCUGAAGGUUCAGCACUAGGGAAACUCAGCUGUCCCUCAUACUGUCUGAAACAUGGAGUACAGCAAGCCUGAAAUCCCUUGGACUAGCCCUGGUGAUGCUCCUGGCCCUCUGGGAGCCCCCCAGGUGUAGCAGAACCAAAGCUCAGAAAUCAUGAAUGACCAUAGGUGCAAGGAGGAGAGAAGCACUCUAGCAGUAACCCCAAAGAAAAUACUUGUUGUGCCCAGCUGCUUGAGUAAUGGGGAGAGGGCAGGGGGAGAAGGAGCCAAGCCAAAAGAGACCCAAUCUGCAGA